CAAAGAGAGAAAGUGUAGCGGCGACGCCUCCUCCUCCUGCUGCUGCCUCUAAACCUGCCCUCACUGAGGAAGAGCUGGAGAAGAAAUCCACUGCUAUCAUUGAGGAGUAUCUGCACAUCAAUGACCUGAAGGAGGCGCUGCAGUGCGUCAGUGAGCUGAACUGCUCGUCUCUGCUCUCGGUGUUCGUCCGCACAGGAAUCGAGUCGACUCUGGAGAGAAGCACGCUCGCUAGGGAACACCUGGGUUUACUGUUUCACCAGCUGCUCAAAACACAAACACUAACAACACAACAAUACUACAAAGGGCUGAUGGAGGUGCUGGAGGUGGCGGAGGACAUGGCUAUAGAUAUCCCUCAUAUCUGGUUGUAUCUGGCGGAGCUGAUCUGCCCAAUGCUGCAUGAAGGAGGCAUUCCCAUGGGGCCGCUCUUCAGGGAGCUGAGCAAACCUCUGCUGCCGCUGGGGAAAGCUGGAGUCCUGCUGGUGGAGAUCCUCAAGCAGCUCUGCAAAGGAAUGAGUCAUAAGAAGGCCGGUGUGAUGUGGAGAGAAGCUGGACUGAACUGGAGAGAGUUUCUGCCUGAUGACCAGGACGUCAACAAGUUCGUCACCGAGCAGGCUGUGGAGUUCACAGUUCUGGGCGAGGAGUCUGUGUUUGAGGGCAGUAAGUCGUCUCUGAGUCCCGCACAGAUCUCUGCAGAGCUGGAGCGCCUCCUGCAGGAGAAAGCAGAUAACCAGAGGAUCCUGGACUGGCUCGAGGCUAAUCUGGACGAGCAGCAGGCCACGUCUAACAUGCUUGUGCGCGUGCUGAUGACCUCCGUCUGCCAGUCCUCCAUCAUCUGUGACAAUCCGUAUAAAGUGGACACUAAAGAGAUGAGCCAGCGGGCGAAGCUGCUGCAGCGCUACAUUAAAGACGAGCAGAAGGAGCUGCAGGCGCUCUACGCUCUACAGGCACUGAUGGUGCAGAUGGAGCAGCCGCCCAAUCUGCUGCGAAUGUUCUUCGAUGUCUUGUAUGAUGAGGACGUGAUAAAAGAGGAGGGUUUUUACCGCUGGGAGUCGAGUAAAGAUCCUGCGGAGCAACAGGGCAAAGGCGUCGCCCUCAAAUCAGUCACCGCCUUCUUCACCUGGCUGCGCGAAGCCGAGGACGAAUCAGACAACAGCUAGACCCCAUUAACCCCGCCCACUAGGGAGAAUGAUUGACAUGUGGAGUGAAAGGAAAAAAAAAAGAAAAAGAAAAAAAUCUAUAUAUUUGGGAGAUUUUCGAACAUGGUGAUUUUUUUUUUUUAUGUUUUGUUUUUUUUUUGCGCGAGAGAAGACGAAUCAGACAACUGCUAGAUCCCUGGCCCUGCCCACUACGCAGAAUGAUUGACAUGAGGAGUGAAAGGAAAAAAAAAGAAAAGAAAAAAAUAUAUUCUUGAGAGAUUUAUGAACACGGUGAAUUUUUACUGUUUUUUUUUUCGUUGUUGUAAUUAUUAUUAUUAUUAUUACUUUUGCGCGAGAGAAAACAAAUCAAACAACUGCUAGAUCGCUGGCCCCGCCCACUACACAAUGAUUGGUACGAGUAGUGAAAGAAAAAAUGUAAGAUAAAAGUAUAUAUAUUUGAGAGAUUUUCGCACACGGUGACUUUUUACUGUUUUAUUUUUAUUUUUUUGUAGUUGUAUAUUAUUUUUGCGCAACAGAAGACGAAUCAUAUAACAGCUAGAUCCCUUUACCCGCCCACUACACAGAAUAAUUAGCACGAAGAGCAAAAGAAAAUAUAUAUAUAAAAUAUAUAUAUUUAUGGGAAAUUUUCGAAUACAGUUAUUUUUGCUGACUUUUUUUCCCAAAUUUUUUUGUUGUGCAAAAGAAGACUUAUCAGAUAAUCGCUAGAUCCCUGGCCCCGCCCACUACACAGAAUGAUUUACAUGACGAGCAAAAGAAAAAAAUUUAAAUAUGGGAAUUUUCAAAUACAGUGAACUUUUGAUGAGGGUUUUUUUUUUAUUUGUUACGCAAAAGAAGACGAAUCAGACAACAAUUAGAUCCCUAGCCCCGCCCACUACAUAGAAUGAUUGACAUGAAGAGCGAAAUAAAAAAAUUAUAUAGCAAAUUUUUGCAGGUUUUUUUUUUUCUUAUUUUUUUGUUGUACAAAAGAUGUCGAAUCAGAUAACUGCUAGAUCCCUGGCCCCGCCUACUACACAGAAUGAUUUAUAUGACGAGCAAAAGAAAAAAUAUAUAUAUGUAGGAAAUUUUUAAAUACAGUGAAUUUUUGAUAAGGGUUAUUUUUUCGUAUUUUUUUGUUGCGCAAAAGACGGCAAAUCAGACAACAACUAGAUCCCUAGCCCCGCCCUCUACACAGAAUGAUUGACAUGCAGACCACAAGAAAGAAAAAAAUAUAUAUACAUAGCAAAUUUUCGAAUACAGUGAAUUUUGGCAGUUUUUUUAUUUGUAUUUUUUUGUUGUGCAAAAGAGGACGAAUCAGAUAACAGCUAGAACCCUGGCCCCACCCACUACAGUGAAUGAUUGACAUGAGGAGUGAAAGAAAACAUAUAUUUUGGAGGUUUUGAACACUGAAUUUUUACUGUUUAUUUUUUUUCCGUCGGUAUUUUUAUUUUUAUUUGUCUUUUGCGCGAGAGAAGACGAAUAAGAAUACAGCUAGAUCCCUGGCCCCGCCCAAGAGCAAAAGAAAAAAACUAUAUAUUUUGGAGAUUUUUGAACAGGGAAUUUUUACUUUUUAGUUUUUUUAUUCGUCGUUAUUUUUUAUUCCUAUUAUUUUUUUGCGUGAGAGAAUUUGCCGUUGAAACUGAAACUGAAUAAACGCGAUAAUGAAAGUAUUAGAGGAUGACAAGCCUUACCUUUCUGGAGUUUUUAGCCGUUAGAUUUGCUGCUCGCACCCUGUUGCUAUGGAGACGGACGCUGCCGAUGACAUCACACGGAACUGCGAAAGUUGCUCAGAGUUCUAUUUUUCCUUUUCAGAUCUUUAUAUUCGUCUGGUUUGGCGUGAAGCGGCUGAUUGUGUGCGUGUUGCUGUGACCGAGGAGGAUCGGUUUAUUUCAUUUUAUUUUUCGCUUAUUAUUAUUUUUUGUUUGUUUAGUUCUAGUGGAGUGAUUUGAGCUCUUUUUUUCUACGUUUUUUUAUCUAUGAUGGAAAAUCUAAAUACAUCAAUGCAAGCUGCAUCGCCUGUUUCAGAGCUGCGGGUUUCGGUUGUUUGGUUGCGGCUCUUCUUGGCGACGCACAUGCUGAAAAAACUUGCUAGAAACUCUAAACUUUGACCUUUUUGCUGCUGCUGCUGCUACUGCUGGCUGAACGGUUCAUUGUACACAUCACGUACGUGGAGAAAACUUCAAAAAAAUAAAAUAAAAAUGAGAGCAGAGACUUCAGGAGGACCAGGACGUGAGCCUGUAGUGGACUUUACAAACACAAAUCAUUACGACUUGAAGAUAUAUAUAGAAAUAAACUCUUAAAGUGUUUAAAAAAAAACAUACGGAAAAGCUGGAGAAUGAGAGAAUACAAAAACUACAUGCCUUUCUGCUGCCUGAAGAUGCAAUUCAGGAGCGUCCUGUAAAUAUGACUUUUGUUUUGUUUGUUUUUUUCGAUAAUAAAAAUGCUAACUUUAAUGCCAUGUAUUAAUUUUUGGCUUUUUUUUUUUUCCUUUUUUUUUUUUUUGGGCGGUUUAACCACACCCGGCUUGUACAAUUAUCCUCCUCUAGUUAUUAUUGAUUAUAGUUUAAUGAAAUUAUGUAAAUAUUUCUCUUUUUUUGCUUUAAGUAUUUAAUUAAGAGAAAUUAAUGCCUCUUUUCACAUUUGAAACUGGAAAAGAUAAUAAAGACAUUGCAAUGAAAAAAAAA
Messenger RNA from Danio rerio (zebrafish), 3817 nucleotides. NCBI's taxonomy places the organism in Eukaryota, Metazoa, Chordata, Actinopteri, Cypriniformes, Danionidae. The record is from RefSeq and is a predicted model, not a curated record.